AAGGUACAACUUUAAUCAUUUAACAGUUGCUCACAAUAGAGGUUGUGUAAUUGUGCUUUCAGCUCACUAAUAUUUUACAUUUAUAUUCAGGAAAGACAACUAAAAGUGCAAAUCUAACUACAUUUAGUUMAUUUCAAGAGGCUGUAAAUGAUCACAGAACCACAAACAUAAAAAUUAGUUUUUACUGUUGGAAGGUGAAAGCAGAGCAAUGAUAUGUCAUCAAACUUCUGCGUACAUUUUAUUAAAACUCAGGACAUCCAACUAAAAGUGAUGAAUUUUGAAGUCUGCCCUGUUCAAUAUGGCCGACAGCCAACUCAUUAAAAGUACAAAAAUAGCUUUAACUCCCAAAUAUAUCCGACCGAGUCAUUAACAACACAUACUUUGAGUGUGACAUCUUUCAAUAUUGCAAGAGAUUAUUUUAUUUUCAAGGUUUGGCUUUAUUGGACCCUGACUGCAAAAUGCUCUAAUGUGAACCAAUAAAAUAUCCACCAAUCAGAACACAGAACAACCUGUACCUUGAAUUAUGUUCUUGUAUUUAGUAAACUUGUUCACCAUCUUAAAACCAGUAAAUUAUUAAUAUUUUAUAAGUUAAAUCUGAUUGGGGUUAUUUUAAUAUUGUUUUGUAACAUUUGUUUCUCAACUAGACUCGUAAAAAUACAUAAAAUAAAAUAAACUUUGCUCAUGUCAAAGUGCGCAUGGCAUGAAACGUUAUCUUUAAAGAUAAGAUUGUUUUCUUGUCCAACCUGUUGAGACCUUGCUUUAAGGCGCAGACGAAAUAAUGACGGUUACUUUUUACAAGAAACAAUGAAGGCAUUUAUACGAGUUGGAAUWAUUGGAGCUAUUUUACUGUCGAUCUACAUAAUUCUGUCAGUGAGUGCGAGUUGGAGAGUAAAACAGUCUUUUCCAGGAGACCCAGAUCAAAAAUUUGUGAUCAGAAAACUGGACGGGAUUGAGCAGAUUCUCAAUAAGCUGGCAAAGCUGUUGGAGGAAAAUGGCCAGAAGAAACCAACUGAGACAAUUGUUCCCAAUGUGGAUCAAGGAAAACAAGAGAAACAGAACAAACCCGUGGUGCCAAAGUUAUACCCCGACUCCUACCUGUUUACAACGUGGGGAGAUGGUCUGUCAGAACAGGAGCAGAAACAGGCUGAAGCUCUGUUUCAGCUUUAUGGUUACAAUGCCUUCCUGAGUAACCAGAUCCCACUUGACCGGAAGCUUCCAGAUAUGAGAGACUCCAGAUGUCAGGGGAAGAAUUAUCCUAAAGACUUACCCAGCAUCAGUGUGGUGCUGAUCUACGUAAACGAAGCUCUUUCUAUCAUAAAGAGGGCGAUACGAAGCGUCAUCAGCCACACUCCAAAACACCUGCUGAAGGAGAUCAUCCUGGUGGAUGACCACAGUACUUACAAUGAUCUUGGGCAACCGUUGGCAGACUACAUGGAUCAGAUCCACAAAGAAAGACCUGGACUCAUAAGGAGAGUUUGGCAUCCGGAACAAAUGGGUUUGUCCCAGUCCAGGAUCACAGGCUGGGAGCACGCCACUGCUGAUGUCGUGKCCAUUUUGGAUGCUCAUAUUGAAGCUACACAAGGAUGGGCAGAACCUUUGCUGGCCAGGAUUAAAGCUGACAGAACUGUUGUGGUGUCUCCUGUCUUUGAUAAGGUCCAUUUUGAUGAUCUCCAUGUGGAAAAAUAUAUCCCAUCCGCUCACGGCUUUGACUGGGAGCUGUGGUGCAUGUAUGAGUCCUUCAGUCCCGACUGGUUGAUGAUGAACGAUGGAUCACAACCUGGGAAGAGUCCUUCUGUUAUGGGAAUCUUUGCAGCAGACAGGUCUUUCCUGGGGGAAAUUGGUGGACUCGACAGCGGAAUGACAGUUUACGGAGGGGAAAAUGUUGAACUUGGGAUCCGUGUGUGGCUGUGCGGAGGGAGCGUGGAGAUUGUGCCCUGCUCUCGGAUAGCUCACAUCGAGAGGGCGCAUAAACCGUACGCCCCCGAUCUCAACACUUCCAUGAGGAGAAACGCUUUGAGGGUUUCGGAGAUUUGGUUGGACGAAUACAAGAAGAAUGUGUUUAUUGCCUGGAACCUUCCUCUUCAGAACCAUGGAAUUGACGUAGGUGAUGUGUCCGAGAGGAGAAAACUCAGAGAAAAAAUGCAAUGUAAACCCUUCAAGUGGUACAUUGACCACGUCUAUCCAAGUCUGGAAACAUGGGAUAACAUCCUGGGGUACGGUGUGUUACAGAACACGUUCUUUAAGAGUUACUGUUUGGAUCAGGGACCCCUUCCAGGAAACAUCCCAGUUUUGUACGAGUGCCACUUCCAAGAACCACAGCACUGUUACUACAACGCAGAGAACGAAAUCAUCAUAGGAGGCCUUAAAUCUCACAAAUACAACAGUAACCGAUGUCUGGUGGAUCCCGGCUCUGGAAGCCUCCCCACCUUGCAGGACUGCGUCAUGGCAAAACUAAACAAAUUACACCUGCAGUGGGACUUUAAACAGGGUCAAGCAAUCAGGAACAAAGCAACUAACAGAUGUCUUGAGAUCGCUCAGGGGGAAAACUCGUACUAUCAACUCCUCAUUCAGCCGUGCACCGGGCAGAGCUGGGCCAUUCAGCAUCUUGUCACAAACUUCUAGUUCGGUUUUUAACCCUCCCUCGCUCAUUUUUAACAUGCAGGAAUGCCAACAACCCUYGUUUUAAAAAAAAAGUCCCUUGUCUCUUCAAAUGCAGACAAAGUCAUGAAACCUUAUGUUUUCAGAGGUCAAAGUUGACUGGAACUCAAUAAGAGUUAAAGUGAAUUCAGAUGUCAAAGUGUAAAAACUGAAACCUUGAAUCAGAUGCAUUUUUUUACAGAUACUGUAUAAUUAAAUAAAAUGUUUGUCUUA
Messenger RNA from Austrofundulus limnaeus, 2871 nucleotides. Its product is annotated as probable polypeptide N-acetylgalactosaminyltransferase 8. Gene Ontology annotation, biological process: protein O-linked glycosylation. NCBI's taxonomy places the organism in Eukaryota, Metazoa, Chordata, Actinopteri, Cyprinodontiformes, Rivulidae. Gene Ontology annotation, molecular function: polypeptide N-acetylgalactosaminyltransferase activity. Gene Ontology annotation, cellular component: Golgi apparatus. The coding region runs from base 805 to 2622 and encodes 605 amino acids. The transcript is spliced from 11 exons. The record is from RefSeq and is a predicted model, not a curated record.